ACACUUGCUUGUUUUCUCAAGUCUCUUUUCAUUAUAUAUAGUCAUAGAGAGAGUGUCUUGUGAGAGAAAUAAUCUAUCUAAUCUUAUAAGUUAUAAGAUAAGAUGGGUUUGUGUUCAAUUAUUAUAAAUUUAAAUGGUUUUAUUCUUCUUAUUCUUGUUGUAUGUUGGAACAAACAAGUUUAUGGUUAUGGUGUGACAGAGCAAGAAGAAGACAGAGUGUAUGAAUUACCAGGGCAACCUUUGGUGAAUUUCAAACAAUAUUCUGGUUAUAUUACUGUCAAUGAAAGUCAUGGAAGAGCACUGUUUUAUUGGUUCUUUGAAUCUUAUGAUCAACCUCAACAAAAACCUCUUCUUCUUUGGCUCACUGGAGGCCCUGGAUGUUCUUCAAUAGGUUAUGGAGAAGCAGAGGAACUGGGACCCUUCUUUCCCCAAAAUAGCACCCAACCUAAGCUCAAGUUGAACCCUUAUUCUUGGAAUAAAGCUGCAAAUCUUUUGUUUCUUGAAUCUCCUGUUGGAGUGGGAUUUUCCUACACCAAUACCACUAGUGAUAUACAAGAGCUUGGUGACACCAUUACUGCUAAGGAUUCACACACAUUUCUCAUCAAUUGGUUUAAAAGAUUUCCUCAAUUCAAAUCACAUGAUUUCUACAUUGCUGGUGAAAGCUAUGCAGGACACUAUGUUCCACAACUUUCUGAGCUUAUUUUGGAUAAUAAUCACAAUUCUUCUGAGGAAGAUUACAUCAACUUCAAAGGGAUCAUGAUUGGAAAUGCACUAUUGGAUGAUGAAACAGAUCAAAAGGGUAUGAUAGAAUAUGCAUGGGAUCAUGCUGUUAUAUCUGAUGGAUUAUACCAUAACAUUACAACCAUAUGCAACUUCAGCCAUCCAAUUCAAAAUCAAACAGAUGAAUGCAAUACAGAACUUAACAAAUACUUUGAUGUGUAUAAGAUUAUAGACAUGUAUAGUUUGUACACUCCCAUGUGUUUCAGUAACAUCAGCAACACAAGAAGGGAAUCACCCGUCAUCAAAGGCGCGAACCCUCGUGCCCUUUCCAAAUUUGAUGGAUGGCAUAGAUAUCUUGCAGGAUAUGAUCCAUGUGCAUCAGAUUAUACUGCAGCAUAUCUAAAUAGGCCAGAAGUUCAAAAGGCACUGCAUGCUAAUGUCACCAAUAUUCCAUAUCCAUGGUCUCAUUGCAGUAAUAAUAUAUCAUUUUGGAAUGACUCACCGGUGUCCAUGCUUCCCGUCCUCAAGAAACUCAUUGCCGGCGGUCUCCGUGUAUGGGUUUACAGUGGAGAUACAGAUGGAGUAAUUCCUGUAACUGCAACAAGAUACACACUAAAGAAAUUGGGGCUCCCUAUAGUUCAAGAUUGGACUCCUUGGUAUACGAGUCGUCAGGUGGGAGGAUGGAACAUUGUAUAUGAUGGUUUAACAUUUGUGACAAUAAGAGGAGCUGGUCACCUAGUUCCUACUUUUACUCCCAAACAAGCACUUCAGCUAAUUCGACACUUCUUAGUCAAUAAGAAAUUACCACAACAUCCUAUUUAAUCACCAUGUGUUUGAUUAUUUUUGGGUUAAAAUUAACCCACGAUUGUUAAUGUUGGUUUUUAUUAUUCACUUAAACUCUCUCAUUCAAGUGAGGCUUGUAUUGAAUUAGUCACACUAAUUACUAUAUACUAUACAAGCAUAGCAACUUAGUUA
Messenger RNA from Trifolium pratense (red clover), 1695 nucleotides. Its product is annotated as serine carboxypeptidase-like 34. Gene Ontology annotation, molecular function: serine-type carboxypeptidase activity. Gene Ontology annotation, cellular component: vacuole. Lineage: Eukaryota; Viridiplantae; Streptophyta; Magnoliopsida; Fabales; Fabaceae. Gene Ontology annotation, biological process: proteolysis. Bases 103 to 1542 code for a protein of 479 amino acids. The record is from RefSeq and is a predicted model, not a curated record. The transcript is spliced from 10 exons.